Galeopterus variegatus (Sunda flying lemur) is the source of this 2701-nucleotide messenger RNA. Its product is annotated as cytosolic 5'-nucleotidase 1B-like. The coding region runs from base 1 to 1647 and encodes 548 amino acids. Lineage: Eukaryota; Metazoa; Chordata; Mammalia; Dermoptera; Cynocephalidae. The transcript has 12 exons. Gene Ontology annotation, cellular component: cytosol; cytoplasm. The record is from RefSeq and is a predicted model, not a curated record. Gene Ontology annotation, molecular function: nucleotide binding; 5'-nucleotidase activity; magnesium ion binding. Gene Ontology annotation, biological process: adenosine metabolic process; nucleotide metabolic process.
AUGAGUCAAACAUCUCUGAAACAGAAAAAGAAGAAUGAGACCGAGAUGAGGUACUCAAAAGAGAGUGUAGACACAGAAAAAAGAAGGGAAUCUGAGAAAUCAGGAGUUCGUCUGAGCACUCAGAUGAGGCGUGCAGGCAAUCCGAAUCACUCGCUGAGAUGUUGCCCCCUGCGGGGUCACUCGUCGUGUAGACGCUGCCUUUGUGCAGCUGAGGGAACAGUCCUUGGCCCCUGCCGCACAGUAUAUAUUUAUAUUCACAUGUGCCUGUUGUGGGAGCAGGGCCGGCAGAUCACCAUGAUCAGGGGAUCUCAAGAAUUAGCAGUGCCAAAGACAGACUCUCGAGGGUAUCUCUUGCAAAAUCAAUGGUCCAGAACAUCCCGGAGUCCAUCCACCAGGGCUCCAUCGGUAGACGAGCCCAGAAGCAGGAACACCAGCAUUAAGCUCCCCAACAGCUCCACGACCUCCCGGACGUCCACCACCUCCACCAGCCAGCACGACUCCUCGCCGCCACCGCCGCCGCCGCCAUCCGGACAGCCCUCCACGCGCACGCCGCCCACCGAGUGGGUGUCCUACGCCCAGCGCAGGGCGCUCUUCCCCUCCAUGCAGCUGGACCGCGACUGCCUGUCCGAGCAGCAGCAGCUGCAGCGGCAGCAGCGGGAGGAGGAAGAGGACGACGAAGCCUACUGGCAGGCCGUGAGGACGCUCUACGAGAAGACCCCCAGCAGCACGCGCCCCCGGCCGCCCAAACCCAAGCACGCCAUCACCAUCGCCGUCUCGUCCCGGGCGCUCUUCAACAUGGUGGACGGCAAGAGGAUCUACGAGGAAGAGGGGCUGGAAAAGUACAUGGAGUAUCAGCUCAACAACGAAAACGUCAUCCUGACCCCCGGGCCCGCGUUCCGCUUCGUCAAGGCACUGCAGCAUGUCAAUGCUAGACUCCGUGAUCUGUACCCUGAUGAACAGGACUUAUUUGAUAUUGUACUGAUGACUAAUAACCAUGCCCAAGUGGGAGUGCGGCUUAUAAACAGCGUCAAUCACUAUGGCUUACUAAUUGACCGCUUCUGUCUGACUGGUGGAAAAAGCCCCAUUGGUUAUUUGAAGGCAUAUCUUACCAACCUGUAUCUUUCUGCGGAUUCUGAAAAAGUACAAGAAGCAAUACAAGAAGGUAUCGCCUCUGCAACAAUGUUUGAUGGAGCCAAAGACAUGACUUUCUGUGACACGCAGCUCCGUGUGGCCUUUGAUGGGGAUGCUGUCCUCUUCUCUGAUGAGUCUGAACAUAUUGCAAAGGAGCACGGGCUGGACAAAUUCUGUCAACAUGAAACGCUGUUUGAGAAUAAGCCUCUUGCUCAGGGUCCCUUGAAAGGCUUUCUGGAAGAUUUAGGCAGACUGCAGAAGAAGUUUUAUGCCAAAGAUGAACGGUUACUUUGUCCUAUCAGGACCUACCUGGUUACAGCCAGGAGUGCAGCCAGUGCAGGCGCCCGUGUGCUGAAGACCCUUCGCCGCUGGGGUCUAGAGAUAGACGAAGCUCUUUUCCUUGCUGGAGCUCCCAAAGGUCCCAUCUUGAUGAAGAUUCGGCCCCACAUUUUCUUUGAUGACCACAUGUUUCACAUUGAAGGAGCACAAAGGAAGAGCCUAGGCUGGAUGUCUUGAUUAAUAAUGCAGGGAUCUUCCAGUGCCCUUACAUGAAGACCGAAGAUGGGUUUGAGAUGCAGUUUGGCGUGAACCAUCUGGGGCACUUCCUGCUCACCAGUCUUCUUCUUGGACUCCUCAAAAGUUCAGCUCCCAGCAGGAUUGUGGUAGUGUCUUCCAAACUUUAUAAAUAUGGAGACAUCAACUUUGAAGACUUGAACAGUGAACAAAGCUAUAAUAAAAGCUUUUGUUAUAGUCGGAGCAAACUGGCUAAUAUUCUCUUUACCAGAGAACUAGCCCACCGCUUAGAAGGCACAAACGUUACUGUCAACGUAUUACAUCCUGGCAUUGUGCGGACGAACCUUGGGAGGCACAUACACAUUCCACUAUUGGUCAAACCACUUUUCAACUUGGUAUCAUGGGCUUUUUUCAAAUCACCAGUAGAAGGUGCCCAGACUUCCAUUUAUUUAGCCUCUUCACCUGAGGUAGAAGGUGUGUCAGGAAAGUAUUAUGGAGAUUGUAAAGAGGAAGAACUAUUGCCCAAAGCUCUGGAUGAUUCUGUUGCAAGAAAACUCUGGGAUAUCAGUGAAGUGAUGGUUGGCAUUUUAAAAUAGGAACAAGGAGUAAAAGAGCUAUAAACAAAACUGGAUAUAAGUUAUAUCUGUAAUCAGGAAUAGUGUGGCUUGAGCUCUUGCUACUCACAAAAACAAUUUUGGUUUUACAAUAGCUCUGAUAAGAGGUACAUGUGGAUGGAUUUUUGAAGUUACUGAAAAGUUAUUUUUUGAAUAACAUAAAAUUUCAGCAAAGAUGUUUUAAAUAUAUGUAAUAAGUAUAAUGAAUAUGUAUAAUGAACAAUACAAUUAUAUUUUAAAAAUUAUCAUUGAACAAGCAUGGAUUACAAAUAUUAAAGAAUUUGGUGACUAGAAAUACUAUCUUGAGAGGUUUUUAAAAUAUUUUUCAGUUUUAUGGCCAAAGUGUGAAAUAUGUUUAUGACAGUGCUGGUUUUUGUGUGGAAAUAAUAUGCUUGGUGUGUGUACACGAAUCUUAGUUGGAAUAAAUUUACUGAUGGAAAUUC